AUGGAGAGAAUUAUUAAAUUCGGUAAAACGAUACGAAACAAUUGGAAAAAAUCGGUUGUUGGUGUUGUGGCUUUGUAUUAUGGCGCCGCAACACUAAAGGAAAAGUAUGAAAUCAACUUGCUUAUGCGUGCAGCUUGCAGAGAGGCUGUAAAAUAUGGUGAUUCUUUAAUUCCAACGGAGAGGAAUCCAACUGUAGUCACAAUUAUUUUGAAUCCUGCAGCUAAUAAAAGGAAGGCGAAACGUGACUUUGAGAAAUAUUGUGAGCCAUUACUUCAUUUAGCUGGUUUACAGGUGGAUGUUAUACAAACUACAUCAGAAGGAAAUGCUAAAGAAAUUGUAGAAACUUUGCGUGGAACAGAGGCCAUAAUUGUAGCAGGUGGUGAUGGAACUUUCUCAGAAACUAUUACGGGUUUGUUAAGAAGAAAUGACAAUGCAAAUCAGUUUCCACUCGGUGUCUUGCCACUUGGUCGUACCAAUUCCCUGGGAAAUAACUUAUUCCAAGGGGGCAAGGGAGUUGAUAAAGUCAAGCAACUAAUUGAGGCCUCUAUGGCUAUCAUCAAAGGGAAUACAAUUUGGAAAGACGCAAUGAAGAUUGAACCAUUAGUUCAAGACGGAGAAGUGCCAAGCCGACCUAUCUAUGCAAUUACUUCUUUAGAAUGGGGAGCUUUUAGGGACACAUUAGCGAAGAGAGACAAAUAUUGGAUUUAUGGUCCACUCAGAGAGUAUGCCUCAUUCAUUUUCAAUGGUUACAAAGAAUCUCUGAACUGGAACUGCAGCGGAGUGAUAAACUACACACCCCCCUGCGCCGGAUGCAGCAAUUGCCUGAGAAAACGACCAGAAAUUAAGAGGAAAUGGAGUUUCUUUAUGCCAAACACCCAGACCACCCAGCUGGAUAAUGGAAGCAUUGCCAACCCUGAUUGCGCAACAUCACAAGAGAUAUGCUUCAAGACUAGUGACUUCCGAAUCAGAACUAGGAAUUUCGAAAACACAAACAUACCUUCCCUGAGCGUGGUUUUGGGGAAGAAUAAAUACACUUACUCAGAAUUUGUCUCUGAAGGUUGGAGGCGUAUACAAGGCUCCGAGGAAAAUAUAAAAUCCAUAGAGGCAAGGACAGUGGAACUUCAACCUAAAGAGUCCGGUUCUGAGGUGGUCAUUGGUAUUGACAGAGAAGAAUUUGAAGUGAAACCAAUAAAAGUCACACUGCUGCCUAAUGUAAUUAAGUUGUUUUAUAAUCCAGAUAAAGCAGUUAUU
Iphiclides podalirius (scarce swallowtail) is the source of this 1251-nucleotide messenger RNA. The record is from the annotation of a GenBank genome assembly. Lineage: Eukaryota; Metazoa; Arthropoda; Insecta; Lepidoptera; Papilionidae.